UUUUUUUGGAUAAAUUAAGUAGACCUUUUGUUCGUAUCUUACUAACAAAAGCAAAACAGCGAAACUUUGAUUUCAUCAAUGGCUUCCUCUCUGAUUUUAAAUACCAUGUCUUUUAAUUUAUCCAUUUCUCGUUCAAAUCCGCCGUCCUCCACUCCACUCAUUCACGGCUCAGUCCGACUCCCCCGAUUCAACAAGGUUGGGAAAGCCUUGAAACUCAGUUCCACCCAGAGCAUUUCUGGGUUCCCUUCAUUUGCUCCCCAGAAGCUUUGCAGUUCUACCCCGGCACCCCAAAGACUUCAAUCUCUCACUGUCUUUGCUGCUAGAGGCUACAAAAUGAAAACCCACAAGGCGUCUGCAAAGCGGUUCCGGGUGACUGGAAGAGGGAAAAUAGUUAGGAGAAGAGCUGGGAAGCAGCAUUUGUUGGCUAAGAAGAACACAAAGCGUAAAUUGCGCCUCUCCAAAAUGCAUGAAGUUAGCCGGAGUGACUACGACAAUGUGAUCGGUGCCUUGCCGUAUCUCAAAGUGAACAGAAAUACCAAGUGAAAGGUGACCUCAACAUGUGAGGACUCAUUUUGUUUUCUACCGAUUCUCUCGAUACCAUGUUGGAGAAAGUAUGUUGAUUCUGUUUAGCUUUUAAUCUCUGAUACGGUUUUCGGCCAUUGAUCGUUCCCAAGUUGAAAUGUAUUCUUUUUCGGAUCGUGUUAAGCACCUAUUCGAUUUCACUUUA
Messenger RNA from Hibiscus syriacus, 727 nucleotides. RefSeq names its product 50S ribosomal protein L35, chloroplastic-like. The transcript has 3 exons. The coding region runs from base 79 to 543 and encodes 154 amino acids. Gene Ontology annotation, molecular function: structural constituent of ribosome. Gene Ontology annotation, cellular component: ribosome; large ribosomal subunit. The record is from RefSeq and is a predicted model, not a curated record. Gene Ontology annotation, biological process: translation. NCBI's taxonomy places the organism in Eukaryota, Viridiplantae, Streptophyta, Magnoliopsida, Malvales, Malvaceae.